AAAAUUUGUUCAUCUCCAUCCUUUUCUCGUUCCACUUUCUCUCUCUGUCUAUACAUGGUUUGAAUUGAAGAUUCGCUUCUUUCUCUACUUGAACUCACCGCCAAGUUGAGUGGGGGAUGGAGCGUUGAUGGUUCGAUACAGAGAAAGGGGGUGUCAGGUUGAAACCUAAUUUCUGAAAGGGGAAAUUGACGAAUAAUCAUGAGAGAAGGAUCAUGUGAGAUGCAACAUGAAGAUGAUAAAUCUCUUUCAGAGAAGAACAAGAAAAGGAUUGUGAAGACACAGGCUCAGGUUCAAGCAUUAGAGAAAUUUUACAAUGAGCAUAAAUAUCCUUCAGAAUCCAUGAAAAUACAAGUUGCGGAGUCCAUAGGUUUGACAGAGAAGCAAGUUUCUGGAUGGUUUUGCCAUAGGAGGUUAAAGGAUAAGAAAUUAAUCAAUGGAGUAAACCAUGCCACUGUAAGGCAAGAUCGGUCAAGUGGAGUCAUACAAGACGGUGGCAGCGGGCAUAGGCAAGAUUCAUGUGGUAGCACAAAACAGGGGGAUGACAAGAAUGUCGAUACUAGGGAGGUGGAAAGUGGAAGAGUGACUUCAAAAGACUUUUCUGCUGCAGACCUUCCGUAUGAGCAUGACAAUAAUUAUGCUGGAAACUACAAUCAUACAAUUGAUGAUUCUUCAGGAAGUAGCAGUUCAUUGCGGAAUGCACCUCCUAAUUACCAAAAUGGGGAUCCCUCUGACGUGUCUACUUCAAGGUACCUAAUGCCAAAACUUCCAUCUGAUACAAAGGGUAUAAAACCCAGGCCUGGCCCGUCAGGUUACUUAAAAGUGAAGGGUCGACUGGAAAAUCCUGCUAUACCUGCAGUCAAGAGACAUCUGCGAAAGCAAUAUCGGGAGGAUGGUCCUCCUCUUGGCGUUGAAUUUGAUCCACUUCCUCCGGGUGCAUUUGAAUCCUCAAUGCAGGAGCCGGUUGAAGAAAAUUAUCACACUGGAGAAGAUGUACGUGGUUCACCUGAUCUUUUGAAUGUUCGCCAGAAUUCCAAGUUUUUCAAGGGAUCUGAAUACCCAUCCAGCAUGGCUCCAUUUAACUCUGAUAUUGAUGGUACGAAUUUCAAAACAAGGAGUGGCUUUGAUAUUCUUGAUAGCUACAUUUACCGGAAGUCCAGGAUAAAGACCUCUUUAUCCAACAGUGGUUCCUAUUAUCCAAGGAGUAAUUCUUCAGUGGAAUUUACGGGAGGUAGUGGCAGAGAUAUACCAGGAGUUGGGAGUAGAGAUGAGUAUGGUUCGAGGCAUAGACCUGGUGUUGAAGUUGCAAAUAUGGAUACAGUGCCAAGAUAUUCAAAUCUGCAAGCUUUUGGUGGAAAAGUGAGAGAGAAACGAGCAGAGUCUUGGUCUCAAAAAUAUAAUAAUGUGAAUGGAGGGGUUCCCUUUGAAGAAUAUACAGAACAUGAGAAUUCCCCCUUGGCCACAAGAAGAAAUGGCUACUACAGCUUUGUGGACAAAGGGCUCCGAAGAGAAGUUAUCAAGGCUAAGAAAAGAUUAAGGGAAGAAUUUCCACAUCAACAACCCUUGACAGCAACAUUGAUGGUGGAUACAACACCACAUAACUAUCUAGUCAUAAGGACCGCAACAGAGAUGCCAUCAAGUUUUAGUGAAGACGACGGAAGUGGUGGAACAAGUUCUUCAGUGGAUUGAAAAAAGGCAAAACUAUGGGGCUUUUCACUGCUUGCGGAGAGCUGGAAAUAUGUACAGUUAAAAUAAUUUUAUAGCAUUAUAACAUAUUAGUUUUAGUCGAUUUUGUCCAAUAUUUCUCGAGCUUAUAUAUGGUUA
Messenger RNA from Salvia splendens (bonfire salvia), 1821 nucleotides. RefSeq lists its product as uncharacterized. Lineage: Eukaryota; Viridiplantae; Streptophyta; Magnoliopsida; Lamiales; Lamiaceae. The coding region runs from base 199 to 1686 and encodes 495 amino acids. The transcript is spliced from 7 exons. Gene Ontology annotation, molecular function: DNA binding. The record is from RefSeq and is a predicted model, not a curated record.